This is a messenger RNA of Knipowitschia caucasica, 360 nucleotides long. Lineage: Eukaryota; Metazoa; Chordata; Actinopteri; Gobiiformes; Gobiidae. The record is from the annotation of a GenBank genome assembly.
AUGCCACCCUUGACCACACACCCCUUCCUCCCCCCCGCCUCGUCCAGCACACACCGGUUACCACAGCAAACCCCCAAACCAUGCCACAAAAGGGAAGAGAGCCAGGGCUGCAAUCAGCACAACCUUGUCACACCACAAACAGGGAGAGAUAGAGCGGCACGGCACACCACUGCACCUCACGGCCCGCUCAGGCCCUCAGCGGAACCGGGACACUGCUGCCGGACGGGACAAGAGGAGGCAGAGGCUUCAGGACCUCACUGGAGCCACGAGGAGGUGCGGAGAGCUGCCGUUACCAUCAGCAAAACUACACCUAUGUCCGCUCAAAGGGAGAGGGGCGGCGGCCAAGGCGGAUGUCUGUAG